AUGGCUGCCCCUCCUCUCCCAAACACUAUUCAAGGCUUCAAGGACGCCAUCAUCGAAGUCUCAGACUCGGUGGCUGAGCUGCGAGCUCAUUGUAAGCUUCGAGAAGCUGAAUUGGCCCAGGUUCCAAAAAAUCUGCGGGGAACAAAGACGUUCCAGCUGAAUCGUGCCAAGAACAAGUUGGCGACUACUGAGGCCCACCUUCUUGCACUUGAGGGUGGGCUGAACGCUUUGAUGCAGGAGCUUUAUCCUCCCCCUCCCCUGCCUCCCCCAAGUUCUCCUCCCCCUCGCUAUUCAUUGCGGACGCUUUCACCUCCGCGCUCUCCACCCCCUCGCGAUCCAACACCAAACCCUCCUCCUCCGCGCUCUCCACCCCCUCGCGAUCCAACACCAAACCCCCCUCCUCCGCGCUCUCCACCCCCUCGCGAUCCAACACCAAACCCUCCUCCUCCGCGCUCUCCACCCCCUCGCGACCCAACACCAAACCCUCCUCCUCCGCGCUCUCCACCCCCUCGCGAUCCAUCACCAAACCCCCCUCCUCCGCGCUCUCCACCCCCUCGCGGUCCAUCCCCAAACCCCCCUCCUCCGCGCUCUCCAUCCCCUCGCGAUCAGUCUCUUAGUCCCCAUCCUCCGCGCUCUCCACCCCCUUGCGAUCAGUGUCUUAGUCCAUCCCAAUCUCUCCGGGACUUCGAACUUAAGCCUUCAGAGGACGACAUUUGGGAGUUCAACACUUCCCUAUAUUCACGCAUUGGCCCGCUCGUUGAUGAGGACGCCGAGGUCGAUCAAGACUUCCAGACAGAGGAGGAGAUGGUGGAGCUGUUGGAUAACAUCCGAUUGGCAAUCGAUGGCCAGGGCGAGGUUAGGGAUGCGUCGCAAGAUGAGCUGCUCCUCAAGAUCAUUGACGAUAACGAGAACAAGUGUAAUUUUCGAGGGUGGGAGCUCUACACACGGGCCAGGGACAUUGUUGAGGAAUACGACGACAACGGUUCCCUUUCUUUAUACCACGAUCGGAACGACCUUCUGAGGCGACUGGCAAAGGUGAUGCUUUACAAACGGCGUGCAUCGACGGCGAAGGGAAAGGGCAAAGGAAAGGGAAAGGCCAGGGCACGAGAGGAGAAGGACAAUGACGAGGAGGAGGUGGUGGAGGAGGAGGAGGAGGUGGUGGUGGUGGUGCCCAAGAAGAGGAAGAAGAAGAGCGUCAAGACCAAGGAGGAGGAGGAGGACGAAGACGAGAUGCUUGAUCGUCGAUUCGAAAAUGGUGGCAACGCCCUCGCCAAUGCCCUGACUCGUGGGCAACACAUCCCACACAGUCAGCGUUGGGACGCCCGUCGCUGGGCCGAGUUUUGGCCCCGGUAUGGAACGUCAUCCAUGAUCAUCGCAAUGGAGACGUUUAUCCAGAUGGGGGGUAGAACUCGGUGCCACUUCCACACGCUGUCUGAUCGAUCCUCGAAGAAGAACGACAGCGAUAUGCCCGAUAGGGUGACGGGCGUCCACUACGGACCCGUUGAACAGCCUGUUGCCGACGAAGAGCUUAUCGAGCGGAUCCCCGACACCAUAUCAGGGUCCAAGUCGCACGUCUACCCCAAGUGGAACGCUGUCCAGAGGCCUGAGAAGGGCCCUACACAUGUCAACGGCAUCUCUGUGGAGGAGUUGCUAGAAUUCUUUCCCCUCUCCGACGAUGGAAGGCACUACCUUCACUGUGGAUGCGAUCUCAAGGAGGCUCUCACCGACUUCUUCCUGUGGAAGAAAUACCCGUACGUGAGGUCGCGGCAGUCCAAUAAGGAGGAGUUGUUUGGGAUGCCUGUUAACCCUCGUAUUCGAACGUGGAUGUACAGGAUCCUCAAGGACCUCCGCUUCCAUGUUCACGACGCUUACGAAUACGACACUGACGGGAAGAGGCGAACCAAAGUCGACAUUGUUACGGCAAGGAUCAAGGCUCUUUGGGCAACGAUCGAGAACGACGUUGAGGUGGGGGAGUCGCUGAAGCUGAGGGGAAAGAAGGUUGUGGUGGACGAGGAGAUGGACCAACCUCCUGCCUCAAAACGCCGUAAGAUCUAG
Messenger RNA from Coprinopsis cinerea okayama7#130, 2055 nucleotides. RefSeq lists its product as hypothetical. The transcript is spliced from 6 exons. NCBI's taxonomy places the organism in Eukaryota, Fungi, Basidiomycota, Agaricomycetes, Agaricales, Psathyrellaceae. Gene Ontology annotation, molecular function: microtubule binding; actin binding. The record is from RefSeq and is a predicted model, not a curated record. Bases 1 to 2055 code for a protein of 684 amino acids. Gene Ontology annotation, biological process: actin filament polymerization. Gene Ontology annotation, cellular component: actin filament; cytoplasm.